Messenger RNA from Acanthocheilonema viteae, 750 nucleotides. Lineage: Eukaryota; Metazoa; Nematoda; Chromadorea; Rhabditida; Onchocercidae. The record is from the annotation of a GenBank genome assembly.
AUGAUUCAUUGUGGUAGUCGCGGUUUGGGGCACCAAGUUGCUACAGAUUCGUUAGUGGUUAUGGAAAAAGCUAUGAAACGAGACAACAUAAUUGUUAAUGAUCGUCAGCUUGCUUGUGCAAGGAUUAACUCUGUAGAAGGACAGGAUUAUCUGAAGGGCAUGGCAGCAGCUGCGAAUUUUGCGUGGGUGAAUCGAUCUUGCAUGACUUUUUGUGCAAGACAGGCCUUUGCAAAAGUGUUCAGCUUGUCACCAGAUGAUCUCGACAUGCAUGUUAUAUAUGAUGUCAGCCAUAAUAUCGCUAAAAUAGAGGAACAUCUUGUGGAUGGGAGACCAAAACAAUUGUGCGUGCAUAGGAAGGGUUCAACACGUGCCUUCCCUCCUCAUCAUCCUCUCAUUCCCGUAGAUUAUCAACUUACAGGACAACCAGUGCUAAUUGGUGGUACAAUGGGUACCUGUAGUUACGUUUUGACAGGCACGCAACAAGGAAUGAAUGAAACAUUUUCUACUACUUGUCAUGGAGCGGGUAGGGCUUUGUCACGUGCUAAAUCGAGGCGUAACAUAGACUUUCAAGAUGUUUUAAACCAAAUGCAAGCAAAGGGAAUAUCAGUUCGUGUAGCUUCUCCAAAACUAGUUAUGGAAGAAGCACCAGAAUCGUACAAAAAUGUGACGGAUGUUGUGAAUACUUGUCAUGAAGCUGGUAUUAGCAAGAAAACCGUCAAAUUACGCCCAAUUGCUGUGAUUAAGGGAUAG